Molecule: messenger RNA, 1580 nt
Organism: Alnus glutinosa
Lineage: Eukaryota; Viridiplantae; Streptophyta; Magnoliopsida; Fagales; Betulaceae
Product: F-box protein SKIP23-like
Exons: 1
Coding region: 49-1188 (379 amino acids)
Source: RefSeq, a predicted model, not a curated record
UCUCUGUUGUGCGAAGUCAUUCUGCAAGUCAACCCAACUAAUUAAGCUAUGGAUAAGGAAGUCGUCAACUGGUCCAAUCUUCCGGAGGAACUCUUGCCGUACAUCGGCAAAAGCCUCGACGCGGGCAUCGAUAUUCUCCGAUUUCGCAGCGUCUGUGUUUCCUGGCGAUCCUCUAUCCCUCCCUUACGCGAGAUAUCUCCUUGUUUGCCUCUCCGUUUUCCUUACGCCGACAGCAAUGGAAAUGCCGUCGACGCCUUUGUCUCGCAGAAUACCAUCUACCGUCUUGAACCUUCCGACGAGAAUCCAAACAUUCCAGCGUCUUCUUCUUCUUCGAAAGGCUGUUUGAUUAAGGUUGAAGAGUCAGAAACUGGGAAAAUACGCCUUUUGAACCCACUUUCAUGCCUCCAUUGCAGGUUUCUCCCGGCCUCUUUUCCAAACGGGAUAAACCUAUUGGAUUUCCGGGUAGUCGAGGUAAGCAAAUCAUAUAAACUUCAAUAUUCUGAUGGAUCGCCUAUUUGUGGCGUGAGCAAAGUAGUGUUGUACCCCAACUCUGCAUGGACUAGUGUUAAAGAUUGCAUGAUUUUCGCCUUAUAUGAUGGUGGAAAGUUGGGUUUUGCGAAAUAUGGAGACGAGAAAUGGACCCUUGUAGAUGAUAAGAAUUCUAAUUAUGAUGACAUUAUCGUAUACAAGGGCCAGUUCUAUGUGAUUGAUAGGUUGGGAAUAGUUUCAUGGAUUGAAUGUUCAUCAUUGAAGCUAAUACAGUUUUUCCCUCCGUUAUGUGGUUUGGGUACCCAGAAGCAUUUGGUGGAAUCAUGUGGGGAAUUCUAUGUUGUUGAUAGAUACUUUAAGAGGGAGCGGAGGUUACGACAUCAUGAGAAUAUGAAUCAUAAUCUCCUUAGAUACCAUGUUUGUCCUAGGACAGUUGAUUUCAAAGUUUAUAAGCUGGACCAAGAGUUGGGUGAUUGGGUUAUGGUGCAGAACUUGGGUGAUCGGGUGUUCUUUCUUGGGAAUGACUCUUCUUUGUUUGUUUCAGCUCGACAAUUCGGUGGGUGUAAAUGGAAUUGCAUUUACUUCACUGAUGAGAAUGACAUUGGGGUGUUCUGCUUAGAGGAUCACAACAUUGAGAAGAUGGUAAAUUUCCCAGACUAUUCUCAUAUAUUUUGGCCUCCUCAAAGCCCAAACGUCUAAAUGCUGAAUAUAGGUAUUGUAGUUUCCUAAUGUGAUAAAAAAUUUAGAAGGUUGUUAAUUAUGUUGUCCUUGAAGGAUUGGAUCUAUAACAAUUUGUUGAUCCGAUUGCAAUGGGAGAGUCUCUACGAGGCUUACUUACCUAAGUUGGUAGGCAGAUUGUCCAAAAUCUGUUUGAAUGGAUAGGCCCUAUAGAGAUUCUCUCACUUUUGUUGUUCAGAACAAAUUUAUUGUACAGCUCUGUCCUAUCUUUGAAUUCCUCUAACGUCGUGUCUAUUACGAGUAGAGUUCAAUUUUAUUUGUAAUGUCAUGUUCUGUCUCACGUGUCACUUUAUUUAAAGAUUGUGAUGUUAAUCAUGUGUCAGCCUAUGCUCAGAAUUAAUUCGAAACAUGUU